Molecule: messenger RNA, 744 nt
Organism: Suillus plorans
Lineage: Eukaryota; Fungi; Basidiomycota; Agaricomycetes; Boletales; Suillaceae
Exons: 8
Coding region: 1-744 (247 amino acids)
Source: RefSeq, a predicted model, not a curated record
AUGCUCACACGGAGUGCAGCUACAUUUCUAAUUUUGCCUGAAGUGCCACUGAAUAUCCUGCUCCCAAAUGUCUUCCAAGUUGAGAAACGGAUGUUGGAGGUCGAAGCUGAUGAGGAUGGGAGUGAUGGUGACAUCAGGGAUUAUCACGCCACUUACUAUGUUCCACAUAAUCUGUCCUUGAUCGUUACCGGAAAGCUUUCUACCGGAACAAAGUCUCUAUUGGCUGUAGUGCAGGACAAGAAAAUCACGAAGGAAACCGUCGAGUUUCCUGAGAAGGACGAGAUCGCAGGCUUUAGACAUUCUUGUUACAUACCUUACAUCAUCGCCUGUUGCCCCCUUGAACAAGGAGUACAUCGAAAUCGAGUCGCCGCUCUGUGUGGUAUUAGACCAACGACACUCCUUGUAAGUUCGUACAUCUACUUUAGCGAAGACACUCGCGCGACAAUGGUUGAUCUACUGAUCUACAUUGGUUCCCAACCAAAUGCCGAUGAACAUGUCGAACUCCAGCAACACACAGGGCCUAGUACUUUCUCUCGCCCCAGUCCUCCUGUUGUCAAAGUUCCUGCACUAGAUGACAAGAAGGCACUAUAUGUUGCUCGGCAGCCAGAACAAGCUAGCGACAAAGCAAAACACAUUGACAACUCCAAAUGGUGGAUUCGUAUUGUGCUAUUCCUCUGCUGCAUAUCCCCUGGUACCAACCACAGUCCUCAUAGCGACGGCGCUCAACAUCGUCCCAGCACAUAG